Molecule: messenger RNA, 800 nt
Organism: Impatiens glandulifera
Lineage: Eukaryota; Viridiplantae; Streptophyta; Magnoliopsida; Ericales; Balsaminaceae
Product: DNA mismatch repair protein MSH6-like
Exons: 2
Coding region: 14-625 (203 amino acids)
Source: RefSeq, a predicted model, not a curated record
UCAUUGUGAUCUGAUGGCACCAUUUCAGCGAAAUUCGAAUGGCCGAUCACCAUUCGUUAAUCCUCUACAACAAAUCACAUCUUUCUUCUCCAAAACCACUUCAUCUUCACCACCACUCAAACAACAACCUAAAUCUACUCCCAAAACAAACCCUAAUUCAUCUCCGUCAAUUCCUCGUCUCAAAUCCGGGAAGAUACGUCUCUUUGCAACGGGAUCAUCGCAACCUGCUACAACUGAUCCCAUUUUAAACUCCGUUUCGAUUCCCGAACCUGCGAUAACAUACGGUGAAGAGGUAGUAGGGAGAAGGAUCAAGGUUUUGUCGUCACUUGAAAAAUCAUGUAACGAAGGAUUCAUUUCAUCGUUCAAUAAUGUUUCUGGUAAGCAUCUGGUUCAGUAUGAUGACGCAACUGAGGAGCUUUUGGAUUUAACUGUUGAAAAAAUUGAAUUGGCUGAGCCUGUGAUCAGAAAGUUUCGUCGUCUGCGUCGUGUUUAUGCUGUUCAAGAUGAAGAUGAUGAGAAGAUGUCAGUAGCCAAUGGUGUUAAGGUUUUGGAUACUGUUUCGAAGCGUGGAAAUGAUGACAAGUUUGAGAUUAUGAGUUCGAAACGAAAACGAGCUAAGAAGUAGAAAUCAGCCGAGAAUGAUUCAUGAUCUAUCUAUAUCUGUUGGUCUCAGAAUAAGUUGCUGGAACUGUAAUGCUCUUGAACCUGUUAGGACUGAAUAUCUUCAUCUUCAGAGUUUGAUUCGUAAUCUUCAAUCUCAGAAUCAGCAUGAUCAUCCAUAGUAAACUGGAGAAUGAAUG